This is a messenger RNA of Aspergillus tanneri, 1743 nucleotides long. Its product is annotated as Auxin Efflux Carrier superfamily. Gene Ontology annotation, biological process: transmembrane transport. Gene Ontology annotation, cellular component: endoplasmic reticulum; membrane. The transcript has 4 exons. The record is from RefSeq and is a predicted model, not a curated record. Lineage: Eukaryota; Fungi; Ascomycota; Eurotiomycetes; Eurotiales; Aspergillaceae. Bases 1 to 1743 code for a protein of 580 amino acids.
AUGGCCAUUUUUACUACGCCCCGGUCCCUUCAAAAUGCCUACUCAGUGGUACCCCGUCAGUUCAUGACGCAGUCCCACAUGGACGUCUCUCCCGCCCUCUUCCAGAAUUCCCCCCCUUCCAGACAUCCACCCUUCUUGAGCCUUGUCCUUCUUGUCUUUGAGGCGGUCCUCGAAGUCAUCUGUGUCAGUCUGCCAGGGUAUAUCGCUGCGAAACAAGGCCUGUUUGAUGCAGACGCUCAGAAAAUCGUCGCCAAUCUCAAUGUCACACUAUUUACGCCAUGUUUGAUCUUCACGAAGCUGGGGUCACAGCUGACUGCGGAUAAACUCACCGAUCUAGCCAUCAUUCCUUUGAUUUUCAUCGUCCAAACCCUUGUAUCCUACAUCUGCGCUUUCGUGGUAGCUCGAUGCUUCCGCUUCAAGAAACGCGCGGCCAACUUUGUUACGGCCAUGGCGGUGUUCGGCAAUUCGAACUCUCUUCCGAUCUCCCUCGUAAUGUCACUUGCGCAGACAUUGAAAGGCCUCCACUGGGACCGGGUGCCCAAUGAUAACGAUGAUGAGGUGGCGGCCCGAGGGAUUCUCUACCUACUGAUUUUCCAGCAACUUGGCCAGCUCGUGCGCUGGAGCUGGGGUUACCACGUUCUUCUCGCCCCUAAAGAACGGUACUUGGAAGAGGCUGAGGGGGAACAAGGGCCAGCAAGCAUUGAACAGGGCCUGGAGAGAUAUAGCGACAAUCCGGAGCUGAUACACCCGGAUGAGCCAUUGAUCAGAACUGGAAGCUCCGAGGAUGGUUUGAGUGGUUCGUCCACUGGAGAUGAGGAUUCUAGCGAGUUCCAUUCUGGCGAACAAACGCCAGUCACAGUACGCACCUACUCGUUUACCAAACUGCCCCCCGACCAGGGGGGCCAUGAAAGCCAUCCCCCCUUGCCUGAAGCCCCGCCACAUGUGCCUUUCUUGCCCCGGCAGAGCACACAAGGAAACAUGCACUGUUUUCCCAGUGUUAAGAUGCCGUCCCAAGAAGACGAACAUAAAGCAGGGUUCACUGUGCGCGUUAGGUCUUACACGCGUCGCCUUAGUGGUUGCGUCACCAGCAACUGCGGGGGUUUUGCCACAAAGGCAUUUCAAAAACUGCCCACCAGGGCCCAAAAAUUAGUGUUAGUGACCUGGAUGGGCACACGAAGGUUUCUCUGUGGUGCUUGGCAGUUCAUGAACACACCGCUUUGGGCAAUGCUUGCCGCAAUUGUGGUCGCGUCCGUUCCGUCGUUGCAACAGUUGUUUUUCGAAGAAGGCACUUUUGUGCAAAACUCGGUGACUCGAGCGAUCAACCAGAACGGCCAGGUUGCCGUGCCCUUGAUCCUCGUGGUUCUCGGUGCCAAUCUAGAGAGGAACACCUUGCCUGAGGAGGCAUUGGAAGAUAUGGAGCACCCCAGUGAGGAGCGAAGGUUGAUAAUCGCAUCUCUGGUGGCGCGUAUGCUGCUCCCGACUCUGAUUAUGGCCCCGUUGCUUGCCAUCGUAGCGAAAUACGUCCCCGUGAGCAUCUUAGACGACCCCAUUUUCGUCAUCGUCUGUUUCCUGCUCACUGGUGCGCCAUCCGCCCUUCAACUGGCCCAAAUUUGCCAGAUCAAUAAUGUGUAUGUUGGGGCGAUGUCGAAGCUAUUGUUCCAAAGCUAUGUUGUUUGGAUUCUUCCUUCCACGCUUAUUCUUGUAAUGUGUGCACUGGAGGUGGUAGAAUGGGCCUCCGCUUAA